AGUAAAAGAUUAAAACUAUUGAAUAGAGAUGAUAACUUAAACCCUAAGUCUCUUCUUCCUUCCUCCUAAGUCUCUUCUUCCUUCUACAGCUGCGUCUGUCAAAUCUUUUUGUUAAAGAUGGAGAAAUCAUUAGUUGCAACUAAUGAAAAGGUUAGUGAUCACAUAUAUGAUGAUAUUGCUUUGGCUAUUUUGUCUAAACUUCCUCUAAAAUCUUUGAUUCGGUUUUCUUGUGUACGUAAAUCAUGGUCUCUUUUAUUUCAAAAUUCUUAUUUCAUGAACAUGUUUCGAAGAAAUUUCUUAUCUAAGGAUCUUUCUUACUACAAUGAUACAUCUAUCCUCCUACAACAUAUUGCACCACUGUCUCAGAGAUACAAAUAUGACCCUAAGUUGUAUUCUCUAUUUGGUGACAAGUUUGAGAAUAUGAUCAAAUUAGAUUGGCCAAAUCCAUAUGAAGACCCUUUUGAUUUUAUAAUCCAUGGUUCUGUUAACGGCAUUCUUUGUAUUCAAGAUGUGAAAAGUGGGGGAAGAAUGCCGGAGAGCAUUCGUUGUAUUGAAGAAUUGGGGAGAUAUGUAUUGUGGAAUCCAGCUACGGAAGAAUUCAAAAUCAUUCCUACUAGUCCUUUUGCAUUUGAAUGUCCUUGUUGGUAUCCCAUAAUUGAUUUUCAAGGAUUUGGCUAUGACCGAAUUGGAGAUAAUUAUAAGGUUAUUCGGCACGUAGAAUUUUAUCCUAGAUAUUCUGAAGAAUAUGAAAAUGAGACAUUGAAAGAUGGAUUUCUUUCUCCGUUGUGGGAAAUAUAUUGUUUAAAAAGUAAUUCGUGGAAAAAACUUGAUAUAGAUAUGCCUAGGCAAUAUUAUGGUAGUGUCGGUCUUCAUGUGUACAUGGAUGGAGUGUGUCAUUGGUGGAGCGAAAGUGAAAUAGGUAAUGAAGUUUAUUUGGUGUCAUUCGACUUAAGGAAUGAGGUGUUUGUAAAAACAUUCAUACCCUCAAACAUGGAUGAUGCUGAUAUUGACAUUGGUAUUGAUACUAGAAUCGUGUUUAGAGACGUAGUAGUAUUAAAUGGAGCAAUUGGUUGGAUUUCUAAUUAUAACAAGGCUGCACCUACUUUUCAUAUAUCAAUUUUGGGUGAAGUUGGGGUGAAAGAGUCAUGGACAAAAUUAUUUACAGUUGGCCCAUUAUCUUGCGUUGAGUAUGUUAUAGGAGUUGGCAAGAACGGUGAUAUAUUUUUCAGAAAAAAUGAUGAUGAAUUAGUUUGGGUUAAUUUAAACACUCAGAGAAUUGAAGAGCUUGGUGUUAAAGGUGAUCAUCAUCGUUGCAAGAUAAUGAUUUACAAGGAAAGCUUUCUACCAUUUGCAAGCAUCAAUAAUUAGUUAUUUUCUUAGCAAUUGAGGUAAGGGUAAGACUAUAAUUAUUAUGAUUUUAAAUAAAGUACUGAUUUUCAGCGUUCUGUAUUGUUGUAUGUGUAAUAAUGUCAUAGAUACAAGUGAUAUUUUCUUUACUUUUUGAGUGUGCUGGUAUAGCAGCAAUACUCCUAUGGCAUAAAUAGGGACAACAUGUCUUGUGAAAUGAAAAUGUACUUCGUCCUGCAAUAUGUGUUUUCCUUUUGAUUUUGAAUCAUAUUAAACUUCACUUUAACUACAUCUCUAGACAGAUUCAGCUUCAUUAAUUUUCAUUCUCAUAUAAUUAUUUGUUUAAAUGGAAUAUAGAAUAGUGCAGAAUCAAGGGCUGGCUCCAACAAAAACUGAAUGAAAAGUGAACUAAAAGCAAGGCUAAAACUGAAUGAAAUGCAAUUAAGCAGCCCAAAAGAUGAUCCGCAAUAGGUAUUAGUGAUAAUAGGGUUUGGUCUUUGAGAUUUUUAUGGCUAAUGUAAUAUAUUUUGUAAUUCUGCUAAGUUUUUACAGAUUUCUUUGAAGUUCUGCCAAAUUUAGAAUCUAUGGCUAAAAUUAAGAGUUUCAUAAAAAGUUCUAUCUCGACAUUAAGGCGUGGUAUUUUUUUACAACAUAGU
Messenger RNA from Vicia villosa (hairy vetch), 2003 nucleotides. RefSeq names its product F-box only protein 8-like. Gene Ontology annotation, molecular function: protein binding. The transcript has a single exon. Lineage: Eukaryota; Viridiplantae; Streptophyta; Magnoliopsida; Fabales; Fabaceae. The record is from RefSeq and is a predicted model, not a curated record. Bases 118 to 1368 code for a protein of 416 amino acids.